AUGUCGCCCUGGCCGAAGUGGCAUGGACCCGCCAUGGCGCGGUUCUGGGGCUUAUGUUGGCUGGUUGUGGGCUUCUGGAGGGCCUCUCUCGCCUGCCCCAUGUCCUGCAAAUGCAGUGCCUCUAGGAUUUGGUGUACGGAGCCUUCUCCUGGCAUCGUGGCAUUUCCAAGGUUGGAACCUAACAGUGUCGACCCGGAGAACAUCACUGAAAUUUUCAUCGCAAAUCAGAAAAGGUUAGAGAUCAUCAACGAAGAUGAUGUGGAAGCUUAUGUGGGGCUGAAAAACUUGACAAUUGUGGAUUCCGGAUUAAAAUUUGUGGCUUACAAAGCCUUUCUGAAAAACAGCAACCUGCAGCACGUGAAUCUCACACGAAACAAGCUGACAAGUUUGUCGAGGAAGCAUUUCCGCCACCUUGACUUGUCUGAGCUGGUCCUGGUGGGCAAUCCGUUCACGUGUUCCUGCGACAUUAUGUGGAUCAAGACUCUCCAGGAGACUAAGGGCAGCCCAGACAUGCAGGAUUUGUACUGCCUCAAUGAAAGCAGCAAGAACACCCCCCUGGCAAACCUGCAGAUACCCAAUUGUGGUCUACCGUCUGCACGUCUGGCUGCCCCUAACCUCACCGUGGAGGAAGGGAACUCUGUCACCCUUUCCUGCAGUGUGGCAGGUGACCCACUCCCCACGCUGUACUGGGAUGUUGGGAAUUUGGUUUCCAAACACAUGAAUGAGACGAGCUACACGCAGGGCUCCUUAAGGAUCACGAACAUUUCCUCUGAUGACAGCGGGAAGCAAAUCUCUUGUGUGGCAGAGAACCUGGUGGGAGAAGACCAAGAUUCCGUGAACCUCACUGUGCAUUUUGCACCAACCAUCACAUUCCUCGAGUCUCCAACCUCAGACCACCACUGGUGCAUCCCGUUCACUGUGAGAGGCAACCCCAAGCCCACGCUCCAGUGGUUCUAUAACGGGGCAAUACUGAACGAAUCCAAGUACAUCUGCACUAAAAUCCAUGUGACCAACCACACGGAGUACCACGGCUGCCUCCAACUCGACAAUCCCACUCAUAUGAAUAACGGAGACUACACUCUGAUGGCCAAGAACGAGUAUGGGAAGGACGAGAGACAGAUUUCCGCUCACUUCAUGGGCCGACCUGGAAUUGAUUACGAGACAAACCCGAACUACCCUGAAGACCUCUACGAAGACUGGACUGUAGCAACUGAUAUCGGGGAUACCACAAACAAAAGCAAUGAGAUCCCUUCCACGGAUGUUGCCGACCAAAACAAUCGGGAGCAUCUCUCGGUCUAUGCCGUGGUGGUGAUUGCGUCUGUGGUGGGAUUCUGUCUGCUGGUGAUGCUGCUUCUGCUCAAGCUGGCAAGGCAUUCCAAGUUUGGCAUGAAAGAUGUCCCAUGGUUUGAAAUUGGGGAAGUCGAGACAAGGUGUGGAGUUGGUCCAGCCUCUGUCAUCAGCAACGAUGAUGACUCAGCCAGCCCGCUCCACCACAUCUCCAAUGGGAGUAAUACUCCAUCUUCUUCAGAGGGCGGUCCUGAUGCUGUCAUUAUUGGAAUGACCAAGAUUCCUGUCAUUGAAAACCCUCAGUACUUUGGCAUCACCAACAGCCAGCUCAAGCCAGACACAUUUGUUCAGCACAUCAAGAGACAUAACAUCGUUCUGAAGAGGGAGCUCGGGGAAGGAGCCUUUGGAAAAGUUUUCCUGGCAGAAUGCUAUAACCUCUGUCCCGAGCAGGAUAAGAUCCUGGUAGCCGUAAAGACGCUGAAGGACGCCAGCGACAACGCCCGCAAGGACUUUCACCGUGAAGCUGAGCUGCUGACCAACCUCCAGCAUGAGCACAUUGUCAAGUUCUACGGCGUCUGCGUGGAGGGCGACCCACUCAUCAUGGUCUUUGAGUACAUGAAACACGGAGACCUCAACAAGUUCCUUAGGGCACACGGGCCGGACGCGGUGCUGAUGGCGGAGGGCAAUCCGCCCACUGAGCUGACGCAGUCUCAGAUGCUUCACAUCGCUCAGCAAAUUGCAGCCGGCAUGGUCUACCUGGCGUCCCAACACUUUGUCCAUCGUGACCUGGCCACUCGGAACUGCCUGGUGGGGGAGAACCUGCUGGUGAAAAUUGGGGACUUCGGCAUGUCCCGGGACGUGUACAGCACCGACUACUAUAGGGUCGGUGGCCACACGAUGCUGCCUAUCCGCUGGAUGCCCCCGGAGAGCAUCAUGUACAGGAAAUUUACCACCGAGAGCGACGUCUGGAGCCUGGGAGUCGUGUUGUGGGAGAUCUUCACCUACGGCAAGCAGCCCUGGUAUCAGCUAUCAAACAACGAGGUCAUAGAAUGCAUCACCCAGGGCCGAGUCCUGCAGCGGCCUCGCACGUGCCCGCAGGAGGUGUACGAGCUGAUGCUGGGAUGCUGGCAGCGAGAGCCACACAUGAGAAAGAGCAUCAAGGGCAUCCACACCCUCCUCCAGAACUUGGCCAAGGCAUCUCCUGUCUACCUGGAUAUCCUAGGCUAG
Arvicola amphibius (Eurasian water vole) is the source of this 2514-nucleotide messenger RNA. RefSeq names its product neurotrophic receptor tyrosine kinase 2 (gene Ntrk2). NCBI's taxonomy places the organism in Eukaryota, Metazoa, Chordata, Mammalia, Rodentia, Cricetidae. Gene Ontology annotation, biological process: regulation of phosphatidylinositol 3-kinase/protein kinase B signal transduction; cellular response to brain-derived neurotrophic factor stimulus; cell surface receptor protein tyrosine kinase signaling pathway. Bases 1 to 2514 code for a protein of 837 amino acids. The transcript has 19 exons. Gene Ontology annotation, molecular function: brain-derived neurotrophic factor receptor activity; ATP binding; brain-derived neurotrophic factor binding. Gene Ontology annotation, cellular component: signaling receptor complex; neuronal cell body; plasma membrane. The record is from RefSeq and is a predicted model, not a curated record.